Hippocampus comes (tiger tail seahorse) is the source of this 1631-nucleotide messenger RNA. Its product is annotated as ribose-phosphate pyrophosphokinase 2. Gene Ontology annotation, cellular component: ribose phosphate diphosphokinase complex; cytoplasm. The coding region runs from base 200 to 1156 and encodes 318 amino acids. The record is from RefSeq and is a predicted model, not a curated record. Gene Ontology annotation, biological process: 5-phosphoribose 1-diphosphate biosynthetic process; purine nucleotide biosynthetic process. The transcript has 8 exons. NCBI's taxonomy places the organism in Eukaryota, Metazoa, Chordata, Actinopteri, Syngnathiformes, Syngnathidae. Gene Ontology annotation, molecular function: ribose phosphate diphosphokinase activity; ATP binding; magnesium ion binding.
UUCAAUGAGGGGAGGCCACUUCCUUCCAGUAUGCAUUCACCACCCAUGCGAGAUCUUCCCCUUCUCUGCCGUCGACAUUCGAUGUUGCAACUGUGCCGCACUGCAAUGCAACAUUAGCAGAAACUCAUAAUUUCGCGGUGAUUUCGGCGGGGAGACCUGCUGCAACAUUGUCCUUCUUUCUCGCGCCGCUUUUUGCAACAUGCCGAACAUCGUCCUGUUCAGCGGGAGCUCUCACCACGACCUGUCCCAGAAAGUGGCCGAUCGGCUGGGACUGGAUCUGGGCAAAGUGAUAACCAAGAAGUUCAGCAACCAGGAGACAUGUGUGGAGAUUGGGGAGAGUGUGCGCGGCGAGGACGUGUACAUCGUGCAGAGCGGGUGUGGCGAGAUUAACGACAACCUCAUGGAGCUUUUAAUUAUGAUCAACGCCUGCAAAAUUGCCUCGUCAUCCCGCGUCACCGCCGUCAUCCCCUGCUUCCCUUACGCCCGGCAGGACAAAAAGGACAAGAGCCGAGCGCCCAUAUCAGCCAAGCUGGUGGCAAACAUGUUGUCUGUGGCUGGCGCUGACCACAUCAUCACAAUGGAUCUCCACGCCUCCCAAAUCCAGGGCUUUUUCGACAUUGCUGUGGACAAUCUAUAUGCAGAGCCGGCUGUCCUGCAGUGGAUACGGGAAAAUAUCCCAGAAUGGAAAAACUGCAUCAUUGUGUCUCCUGACGCUGGGGGUGCAAAGCGCGUGACCUCCAUUGCGGAUCGACUGAACGUGGACUUUGCCCUCAUCCACAAAGAGCGAAAGAAAGCCAACGAAGUGGACCGCAUGGUGCUUGUAGGAGACGUCAAGGACCGCGUAGCCAUCCUGGUGGACGACAUGGCUGACACCUGCGGUACCAUCUGCCAUGCUGCUGACAAGUUGAUCGAUGCUGGCGCCGUCAAAGUCUAUGCCAUCCUCACCCAUGGCAUUUUCUCGGGUCCCGCCAUCUCGCGCAUCAACAACGCACCAUUCGAGGCGGUGGUGGUGACCAACACUAUCCCGCAGGAGGAGAAGAUGAGGGCGUGCCCAAAAAUACAGGUCAUUGACAUUUCCAUGAUCCUGGCAGAGGCCAUCAGAAGAACCCACAACGGUGAAUCCGUGUCCUACCUCUUCAGCCACGUCCCCUUGUAAUGGAGAGUGGGAAGCAUCUUUUACCCAAAGGCUCCUAAGCGCAGGUGGUUUUAGUCUCGUCCACACAUCCUCUUUGAAUGUUCCCAUCCAAGAGAUGGAGAGAGACCUCACCCCCACCUUAGCUCCGAUUAAUGAACCUGUCAUGUCCUGUACUUAACUUUAAAUGAAGCAUUACAAUUCCACUCAUUUACUUAAAAAGAAUUUUUAACAGAAUAAUUUGGUAACACAAACCUUUACCAUCAGGUAUUCACAUCAGUUAAAGUAUGACAACCCACAAAGCGUAUUAAAAUAACUCAAAAAAAGGUCAUGGAAUCUGCAUCAUCAAUCCAGUGAUGACUUGAAACACGAUUCAGGAGCCAUGACACGGGAAUUUUGUACCUGCAAUGGGUCGUCUUUGUUGUUGUUGUUUUUUUUUGUAUUGUAAGUCAAGCAGCAUUUUUGACAAUAAAACUAUGGCAAUAGCUUUCCAAACAUG